Molecule: messenger RNA, 1445 nt
Organism: Haliotis rubra (blacklip abalone)
Lineage: Eukaryota; Metazoa; Mollusca; Gastropoda; Lepetellida; Haliotidae
Product: slit homolog 1 protein-like
Exons: 2
Coding region: 126-1175 (349 amino acids)
Cellular component (GO): extracellular matrix
Source: RefSeq, a predicted model, not a curated record
AGUGACACGAGAGGACACACAAACAGGAACUGUUCCCGACGUCAGUUUGGACUGUGUUCUGCGUCGUGUGUGUGUUUAAAUAGAAUCCCUUUCCACGAGCUGUUAUUGAACUGCUGUCAGCCAGGAUGGAGGGACAUAUCAGUCUAUUUGUCGUGUUGGGAUUGGUCAUCACAACAGUUGCCGCACAGAGCUGUCCGACCGGAUGUAUUUGUCCAAGACCUGGUCACGUGUCUUGUACAGGGCUCUCCUCCUUCCCGAAAUCCUUCCCAGCAUCAACGGAAGUAGUUACAAUUUAUCUAUCUUCCCUACCGGAGAUACCGCCGGAUUCGUUCAAGGGUCUGCCUCUCCUUAACACGGUGUCGCUGUACAAGAACACCAUUGGGAAAAUAAGAAACUGCGCCUUUAAGAACUUGGCCCAGAUGAAGUCAUUGAACAUCUACCAAUCGAACAUUGAUACCAUUGAGUCCGGGGCGUUUUCUAACAUGUCGUUCGUAAAUCCAGGAUCGUUUUCUUUGUACAGCAUCACUAUUGGAGACAUCAAGCCCUACGCCUUCUCUUCACUCUCGGACUCCCGCUUCAGCAUCUACAGCGCCAACAUUACAAUCAUCAGGUCCUUCGCCUUCCACAACAUAUCGGCCAAGUCCUUCUCGUUGUAUCUGGCAAACAUUGACUUCAUGGACACUUCAGCUUUCGAAGAUUUCAACGGAACCAAAUCAGCCAGCAUAUACUCCAGUUACAUCGCAAAUACUCACUGCAACACCUUGGACGUCCUCCAGGAAGACGUUGGCAACGUCUUCUCGUUCUACCAGCUAACCUUCAACUGCAGCUGCCAGCUUGCUUGGUUGUUUGAGGCGGCGCAGACUAACCUGAACCUUGCCGCGUCGCUCAACCGAAACCGGUGCCACAACACCUCGACUGUGUUCCCUGGGAGACGUUUAGAUGGUCUAAAUGCCACGCUUCUGUGCCCGGGCGGAAGGGAGUCAUCUCAAUGUCUUAAACCGAAACUUCAGUUUCCAAGCCAGUGUCCCUUGCCUGGUGCUCCAACCCAGUCUCCGCUGCCUGGCAACGGAGACGACAGUAGUAGUAGUAGUAGUAGUAAUGGUCACUGUCCGCAUGUCCUUGGGUUUCUGUUGACCCUGGUGACCGGUGUCUUCUUGAAGAAUCAACUAAGAUGACUGCCCCUUUGAGUAUUGAGCCAAACACUGACGAGAACUGUACCUACAGCCCUGUCUUCUCAAACAGACAUCUGAUUUAUCCAGACACUUACAUAUCACUUAGCUUUCUUUGAAGGUGUGUUGGAAAAUGUUAUAUUGAUAAGUUGUACAUUGGUGAAAAGACGUGUUGGUUGGUUUUAUUGGCGUUUCAAGUCCCCGCAAUUGCAGCGAGAUGUGUUGAUAUUGUUUGUAUGAAUUCCACAGGGUUACAUAAUAAACAAACCUGCUCCC